CUUUCGGAGAAAGGGCCAGAAGGGGAAAGUUUAGGUUUGGCUUCGUUGACUGGGACGCGUGCAGCCUUGCGCAUCGGUAACAGCGUUUCAGAGCGUGCCAGCCAGCCAAGCCUGCCGCAAGCGGUGCCCGGGAGCUGCGAUGCCCAUGCAACUGGCGCUUCUGUCGCCGCUCCUCCUUCCUUUCCCACCAUGCCCGAGUGUGUCACGUCUAGACGCGUCCCCCACUCCGGUUGGAACGUUGCGGGCACCGGCGCUCGGGCCUUGGAACGCUGCGUCGCCCGGCGUUCGAAACCCGCCGGGCCCCGCAGCUCCCCGCGCAGCGUGUCAGGCUCUCGCGUGUCGUCGAGCGCUCCCCCGCGCCUUGACUCGCGCCGCUGGUCAGAAUGAGCAAGGACGGCAGCCAGGAGGGGCAGAGCGCCGGACGCGGCAGCGGCGGAACCAGCCCUCUGCGCCUGUAUCCUAAGUUGCCCGUCUGGGUGGUGGAAGAUCACCACGACGUUCUUCCUUUCAUUUAUCGAGCCAUUGGUUCAAAGUACCUUCCUGCCAGUAACAUCAGCUUUCUCCACUUGGAUUCCCAUCCGGAUCUUCUUAUACCAGUGAACAUGCCUGCAGAUACCGUAUUCGAUAAAGAGGCUUUAUUUAGUGAUCUAAGUAUUGAGAAUUGGAUCAUGCCUGCUGUGUACGCUGGUCACAUUUCGCAAGUGAUGUGGCUACAUCCAGCUUGGGCUCAGCAAAUUGAAGAAGGUACCCAUCAUUUUUUAGUAGGCAAGGACAUCUCCACGACUACAAUGAGGGUUACAAGCACCGACAACUACUUCCUUUCUGAUGGCCUUUAUGUUCCUCCCAGUCAACUGGAGAACGAGAAGUCCCUGCAUCUGAGUGUCCGCCUUGUGCAUCCCUCUGAAGUCCCAGGGAACCAGGAGGAAAGCCCAGCUCUCCCUUCUGCUAAGAAGCUCAAGUUGAGCAGGGACAGCACAGCUCCUGCCACUGCUGCCUCUUCAUCGGAGGCCACGGGGCCCCACGACUCCCCCAGCUGUGCAGACACACAGACUGCAGACCUGGAGAGGAGAGUCCCUGAGCAUGAGAAGCCAGACAGUGACCAGGCACCCUCCGCAUCCUGUUCUUUUGGGAAUCACACGUGCCAGACGACUGAGCUCGUCAAAGAUGUUCUCCAUGUGCUGCAAAAGGGGGCUGCUUAUGUUCUAGAUAUUGACUUAGAUUUCUUCUCUGUUAAGAAUCCUUUCAAGGAAAUAUACACUCAGGAGGAAUACAAGAUCUUACAAGAAUUGUACAGUUUUAAGAAGCCUAUCAGCCAUUCAUCAGAGGAGGACUUGCUAGAUUGUGUUGAGAAUCGAAUCCACCAGCUGGAAGAUCUGGAAGCAGCUUUUGCUGACUUGUGUGAUGACGACACUGAAGAAAAUCUGCAAAGAUGGGCUUCAAAUCCCGGGAUGAAGUCUCUUGUUCCACUUGUGCACAGCCUGAAAAAUCGAACAGGAACUCCUGAUUACGAGAUGGUCCAUCAAGCUGGCCUUACCUGUGACUACUCUGAAAUUCCUCACCAUGUCAGCACCAAGCAAGAGAUAGACAGUCUCGUACAGUCCGUAAACCACCUCUUGAGGAACUUGCCAAAGCCAACCCUUGUGACAAUAGCUCGGUCCAGCUUGGAUGACUACUGUCCCGCAGAGCAAGUAGAGUUCAUACAAGAAGAGGUCUUGAAUGUGCUGCGCUCGGCAUUUGGUGCCCUGGACGUUCACUUAGAGUACUUGCAAGAUGCUUGUCCUGCCGGAGCAAGUCCUGCAUCCACAGCAUGAUUGAUACAGAUACAAUCAUGGGUACAAAAAUGGAAGUGACAAAACUCUGGUUCCCCCCCCCCCCCAUGGCUUCCUUAGAGAAUUGCCGGCUUUCUGUGAGUGUUACACUCCCCACCCAAAGUCCCUUUAAUUCUUCAAACAGAGAGUUUCUGUUGUAGUUAUCACUUGUGUUUAUUCCUGAUAGUUUUGCUUAUAGGAAGACAAUAAAUGACCAGCAAAUAGCUCUUCCUGGAUUUUUGCAGGAGUCUUUCCUACAAACAGGGAUUUGAGAAGAGAUCUCAGAUUUUGCUGUAGGAUCACUGAAUUGAUUUCCCAGUUUAUUUUUGUUGACAGCACUACUGAAAGAUUGGCAUUUUGCUUUAAAGCAUUGACUAUCUUAGCUGUGUUCUUUGUCUCUUGUAUAUUCAUGAUUUGUUUAAAAUCACAUUUCUAUCCUGUCAUUUUUCAGAAAAGCUCAGGAUGGCCUUCAUGAGGUUAUUCCAGUCCAUUUUCCUACUAACUCUGUGAUGUAAGAUAGAAAUGCUGAAAUACAAUAACUUGUCCAAAGCCA
Molecule: messenger RNA, 2361 nt
Organism: Varanus komodoensis (Komodo dragon)
Lineage: Eukaryota; Metazoa; Chordata; Lepidosauria; Squamata; Varanidae
Gene: CUNH5orf22
Product: chromosome unknown C5orf22 homolog
Exons: 9
Coding region: 384-1811 (475 amino acids)
Source: RefSeq, a predicted model, not a curated record